GCAAUAAAAACAUCACAUCUGACCGAGUUGUCUCGAGCGUGAGUUUGCCAGCAUCGUCGUACCUUUCUGGAUACCCACGAGCAGAGUUCUCGAAGGUCUCAUCAAUGGCGGAUCUGAAGUCAACCUUCCUCGACGUUUACUCCCGCCUCAAGUCGGAGCUCCUUCAGGACCCCGCCUUUGAAUUCACCGCUGAGUCACGCCAAUGGGUUGAACGGAUGCUGGACUACAAUGUACCCGGAGGGAAGCUGAAUCGGGGUCUCUCCGUUGUUGACAGCUACAAGCUCUUGAAGGAAGGCAAAGAAUUGACUGAGGAAGAUGUUCUCCUCUCCUGUGCUCUCGGUUGGUGCAUCGAAUGGCUCCAAGCCUAUUUCCUUGUGCUCGAUGACAUUAUGGAUAACUCAGUCACCCGACGUGGCCAGCCUUGCUGGUUCAGAGUGCCUCAGGUCAGUAUGAUUGCCAUUAACGAUGGAAUUCUGCUUCGCAAUCACAUUCCUCGGAUUCUCAAGAAGCACUUCCGAGGAAAGCCUUACUAUGUUGACCUGGUUGAUUUGUUUAACGAGGUGGAGUUUCAGACAGCUUGUGGGCAGAUGAUAGAUUUGAUCACGACCAUUGACGGAGAACAGAACUUGUCCAAGUAUUCUUUGUCAAUCCACCGGCGUAUUGUCCAGUACAAGACAGCUUAUUACUCGUUCUAUCUUCCUGUUGCUUGUGGACUGCUUAUGGCCGGAGAAGAUCUGCAAAACCAUAUUGAUGUAAAGAACAUUCUUAUAGACAUGGGAAUCUACUUUCAAGUGCAGGAUGAUUAUUUGGACUGCUUUGCCGAUCCUGAGACGCUUGGGAAGAUAGGAACUGAUAUUGAAGAUUUUAAAUGCUCGUGGUUGGUGGUCAAGGCGUUGGAGCGCAGCAACGAAGAACAAAAGAAGAUAUUAUAUGAGAACUAUGGUAAACCCGAGCCAUCAAACGUUGCCAAAGUGAAGGCUCUCUACAAAGAGCUCGAUCUCGAGGGAGUGUUUAAGGAAUACGAAAGCAAAAGCUACGAGAGGCUGACGAAGUUGAUCGAGGCUCACCCAAGUAAGGCAAUCCAAGCUGUGCUCAAGUCCUUUUUGGCUAAGAUCUACAAGAGGCAGAAGUAGAGAGACAUAUGCGCCUCUUGCCUCAAAUUCCUCUCUCUUAUGUCUUAAUUUCCAGUGAUUGAACCCGCCUCAGACUGAUUCUUUCUUGCAUUAUUUGUACUGUUUCAUGACUUAUCUGUCUGUGAUCAUUUGGUUCUGUUCGAAAUAUGAAUUCUAGAGAACUGAAAUAAUGAGUAAUAUUAUGAAUAAUCGUUA
Molecule: messenger RNA, 1328 nt
Organism: Tarenaya hassleriana
Lineage: Eukaryota; Viridiplantae; Streptophyta; Magnoliopsida; Brassicales; Cleomaceae
Product: farnesyl pyrophosphate synthase 1, mitochondrial
Exons: 12
Coding region: 105-1133 (342 amino acids)
Biological process (GO): trans, trans-farnesyl diphosphate biosynthetic process
Cellular component (GO): cytoplasm
Molecular function (GO): dimethylallyltranstransferase activity; (2E,6E)-farnesyl diphosphate synthase activity
Source: RefSeq, a predicted model, not a curated record